Messenger RNA from Gongylonema pulchrum, 258 nucleotides. Lineage: Eukaryota; Metazoa; Nematoda; Chromadorea; Rhabditida; Gongylonematidae. The record is from the annotation of a GenBank genome assembly.
GUCGAUUUCAAGGGUGUGAUCGAUUACAUCUUUUCGACACCACAGUCGCUGGCUCGCCUGGGAGUACUGGGCCCUCUGAGCAUGGAAUGGGUGAAAUCGAAUAAAAUAAUUGGUUUCCCUCAUCCUCAUAUACCAUCGGAUCACGUUCCGAUCAUGGCACAAUUUGCGAUUAUUCCGACCGGGCAUCAGCGAAGCCAGCCAGCCAUCCAUCACUAUGGGAACAACCAUUCCAACUCAUUUGGUGCCGUUGGUCGAUGA